AACGGCAGCCGGAGCUGGGAGCGGCGCGCAGGAGCCCCGGGCGCCCGAGUGCAGGAUGUUCAUGCUCCCUGGCGUCCCCAAGCCACCGAGUGUGAGGGCUGCUGCUCUGCACCAAGGCCCGGCUCCCAGGAGGAUGCCCCGGCUGCCCACCAGCUCCCGCCUGCACCAUGAGUGAUGAGCGGCGGCUGCCUGGCAGUGCGGUGGGCUGGCUGGCGUGUGGAGGCCUCUCCCUGCUGGCCAACGCCUGGGGCAUCCUCAGCGUCGGUGCCAAGCAGAAGAAGUGGAAGCCGCUGGAGUUCCUGCUGUGCACACUUGCGGCCACCCACAUGCUCAACGUAGCGGUGCCCAUCGCCACCUACGCUGUGGUGCAGCUGCGGCGGCAGCGCCCCGACUAUGAGUGGAACGAAGGCCUCUGCAAGGUCUUUGUGUCCACCUUCUACACUCUCACCCUGGCCACCUGCUUCUCCGUCACCUCUCUCUCCUACCACCGCAUGUGGAUGGUCCGCUGGCCCGUCAACUACCGGCUGAGCAAUGCCAAGAAGCAAGCAGUGCACACGGUCAUGGGCAUCUGGAUGGUGUCCUUCAUCCUGUCGGCCCUGCCUGCCGUCGGCUGGCAUGACACCAGCGAGCGCUUCUACGCCCACGGCUGCCGCUUCAUCGUGGCUGAGAUAGGCCUGGGCUUCGGCGUCUGCUUCCUGCUGCUGGUAGGCGGCAGCGUAGCCAUGGGCGUGGUCUGCACAGCCAUUGCCCUCUUCCAGACGCUGGCCACGCAAGUGGGGCGCCGGGCCGACCGCCAUGCCUUUACUGUGCCCACCAUCGUGGUGGAGGACGCACAGGGCAAGCGCCGCUCCUCCAUUGAUGGUUCCGAGCCUGCAAAAACUUCGCUGCAGAUCACGGGCCUGGUGGCCACCAUCGUCGUCAUCUACGACUGCCUCAUGGGCUUCCCUGUGCUGGUGGUGAGCUUCAGCAGCCUGCGGGCAGAUGCCUCGGCACCCUGGAUGGUGCUCUGUGUGCUGUGGUGCUCUGUGACCCAGGCCCUGCUGCUGCCCGUCUUUCUCUGGGCCUGUGACCGCUACCGGGCCGACCUCAAGGCUGUCUGGGAGAAGUGCGUGGCCCUCAUGGCCAAUGAUGAAGACUCGGAUGAUGAGACCAGCCUGGAGGGUGGCAUGCCCCCGGACCUGGUAUUGGAGCGCUCCCUUGAUUACGGCUACGGAGGUGACUUUGUGCCCCUGGACAGGAUGGCCAAGUAUGAGAUCUCUGCCCUGGAGGGGGGCCUGCCCCAGCUCUACCCUCUGCAGCCCUUGCAGGAGGACAAGAUGCAGUACCUGCAGGUCCCGCCCACGCGACGGUUCUCCCACGACGACGCGGACGUGUGGGCCGCCGUCCCGAGGCCCGCCUUACUGCCGCGCUGGGGCUCGGGCGAGGACCUGGCCGCGCUGGCGCAGCUGGUGCUGCCCGGCGGGCCCGACCGGCGCCGCGGCAGCCCGCUGGCCUUGGCCGAGGACGCGCCCCCGUCCCGCCCGCGCCGCCGCUCCGCCUCGGCCUCGCUGCUGCCCGACACCUUCGCCCUGACCGCCUUCGAGCGCGAGCCGCAGGCUCUGCGCCGCCCGCCCGCCGCGCCCAGGCCCUUCCCCGGCGCGCCCCCCGCCCCCGACGGCGCGGAGCUCGGCGAGGCCCCGACGUCCCCUGGCGGCGGCCGCGCACAGCGGAGCCCCGGGCUGCGCCCUGCCGCGCAUGCGCACGCCGGGGCCCUGCGGUCCGGCCUGAGCGGGUCGUGGGGCGAGCCAGGGGGCCUGCACGCGGCGGGCGGCGGCGGCGGCAGCACCAGCAGCUUCCUGAGCUCGCCCUCCGAAUCCUCGGGCUACGUCACGCUGCACUCGGACUCGCUGGGCUCGGCUUCCUAGGGCCCACGGACACCAGACAGGCCGUGCGCCCGCGAGGGCCACAGCACCAAAGAUGCCACCGCUGUCCCACGCGCAGACAUGUGUCACCCCUCCAGGGAAUGGGGGGCGGCGAGCUCAGCGCCACUGUGUACCGGUUCCUCCCUGUCGGCAUUGCCUUGGGACGGAGAACGACUGUCCUGGACCAGCCAGCCGCUGGGCUUGGGUAGUGAGUGACGUCCGCACGUCCAGCUGCACCUUCCCCAGCCCUGAGCAGCUGGGCUGGGGGUGCAGGGAACCCUGGGACAGAGUCACCAUCAGACAACAAAUUCCUGCCUCUGAGGAGCGGGAGCCAGAAGCCACUGGAUCGCACACGGCUUCCCACUCUGCACUGCAACUGCCACCUCAGGGGGUUGGGGUGCAGAGGGUCUCUAAGCACAGGGGUCUUUAGGGCCCAAACAAGCUCUCCCAGCAGGUGUCCCUGCUUCUCACCUGUUCUGCCUCAGUUUCCCCAUCUGUGAUGAGCAGGUGACCGACUAUGUUAAUUCUCAGGGCUGUUUGAAGAAGUCUCCUGGUCCGUAUGCCCUGGCCAUUGAGUGGACUGUGUGUGAGAGGUGUCUAGGGCCCUCUGUGGGUCCUUUGUGGGGUCAGUCUCCAGCAUGUGGCCUGGUGGGGCUCCCCCAGGCCUAGGGCCUCCCACUCUCGGUGCCCCUUGCCCCCUUGGGAAUGCACCCUCCACCCCAGCGAAGCACAGCACUUUUGCACCAUCACUGUUUGCAUCACAGCCACCUUGACCACCAUCAGUGUCCCCACACUCAUUACUGCACCAUCGUUGCCUGUCUUGCCACAUUGGCCACCUCUGUGACUCCCACCGUAGAGGUUGUGGGUACAUGGUGUAGACAAUUAAAGCAAAGGGGGAGUAGGCUUCCUUAUCCCAGUACCCAUCCCUAGCCUCACCCCCAACCUAUGCAGGCCUGGUCAAAAAGGGAUCCUGGCUUAGAGGCUUCCCAGGUUCUGGGGUCAAGGCCUGGCCCCUGGUGACGAUCCUCACCCCUAGGGGCAGGGCCUUCCUUUGCUCUCCUUCCUGUGCAGACCCCUUGCAGGCCUGGCUUUGCCAUGGGCCUUGGGUCUUCCUGACCUUGAGCUGGAGGAACAGGGCAACUGCAGAUGCUGUCUGCACUUGGCCCCUGCCUCCAUGCAAUGGCCCCUCAAUGUGAAAACCUGGAGCAGGUUCCAAGGCCAGCACAGAGCCAGCCUGUGCCCUGUUCCCUCUGCCCCUCAGAUGGCCAAGCCCAUAUCACCCUGCAGACAGUGUCACAAUCCCAGAAGAGGGUGUGGGGGGUGUUGUCCAACUCUGUAUGGCUUUAGAGGGUCCCUCCAGUCCCCAGCUGUGGGGAAACUGGAGGAUGAGCUGACCACAGGUAAGCAAAGCAGGGGACUGCAGUCCAGCCUGGGCCAUGGGAGGGGCCACCUCUGGCCAAUACUGCUGUGCCUUCAAGCACCGUUAUGUCACAUGGGGGCAGAGGUCACCAGGUAGCCACUGUCCCCCCCUCACCUUGUCACCUUGGGUUUUCACUGUUUAUUUCAUAUCCAACAGUAGUACUUGCAGGGGGAUGUAGACCCCUGUGAAGUCCCUUCAGUCCUGGUUUUUACAAAAAUAAAGGGAAGGAGUCAAGGUUUCAGGUCCCCGUACUGGCCAGCCACCAAAAAGUAAAAAUAAAAGGGAGGACCCCAAGCGGAGGACCCUGGGGCCUGGGAUUCUCUCCCGCACUGUCCAGCCUGCAGGCCUGUGUGCUGCGUUUAUAAGGAGCUUGACCAUGGGCUUCCUGGGGAGGGAGCUGUCGUCUUCCCACCACUCAGCCCAGAGCCAGGGAUCCGUUUGCAGUUUUUUGACAACUGAGCAUUUCUCUUCUGUACAGGACCCAAUAAAAACUUCCUUAUGAUUUUCA
Molecule: messenger RNA, 3829 nt
Organism: Cynocephalus volans (Philippine flying lemur)
Lineage: Eukaryota; Metazoa; Chordata; Mammalia; Dermoptera; Cynocephalidae
Gene: GPR153
Product: G protein-coupled receptor 153
Exons: 6
Coding region: 168-1904 (578 amino acids)
Biological process (GO): G protein-coupled receptor signaling pathway
Cellular component (GO): membrane
Molecular function (GO): G protein-coupled receptor activity
Source: RefSeq, a predicted model, not a curated record